Messenger RNA from Durio zibethinus, 1038 nucleotides. RefSeq lists its product as uncharacterized. NCBI's taxonomy places the organism in Eukaryota, Viridiplantae, Streptophyta, Magnoliopsida, Malvales, Malvaceae. The record is from RefSeq and is a predicted model, not a curated record.
AGAAAAUUAUAGGAAACGGGGCGUUUUGGGGAGGAGUUGCUUGAAUAAAAGUCAACACGCUUUGGACCAAAAUCAGCCGAAUUUAAGACCCACAGCCGCGACGCAAUCGGAAAUCGAACUCCGGACUCCGCAGUCCGUACGCUCCGCUGUAAGAGGAAUAGAAAAGUAAUAAGAAAGAGAUUAUCGAUAGUAUUCUUGAAGCAGAGAAAGGAAAAAGGAGAGGAGGAUGUUGGAAAACCCUACACCCACCGCACCUGAUUCCGCCCCUGCAAUCAAGCGCUACGCUCCUCCCAAUCAACGAAAUCGUUCUCUCGGCCGCCGUAAAUCUGGAGAUUGGUUUGAUUGGACUAACAAUGUUUAUGGGAAUGAUUCAGAGAAGAAUCAAGGUGCUGCCACGUCGAGAAAUAAUAAUCCACUCGGGGAUGCCGGGAGCAGUGCUAUCCUCAAUGAUGACCACCUUCGUCCGGCUUUAAUACCUUUAGAAGGCUGCUCUAGAAGUGAAGCUUCUCGCCUUUUAAGCAGUCGUUGGGCAGCUGUCUUACGACAAUACCGCGAUACAUCAAUUGACUUGUCUGAAAGACCAGUUAUGUACUCUGGAAGUAGUGAUUCAGCCUGGAGGAAUUUGAGACUUCCCCAUCAGAUGAUGUCCCCAACAAACAGUACUGGACCUUCAUCUGGUUCACAGAUGGACUUCUUGGGUGAACUUCGUCGUGCAAUUCGCAAUACCACUUCUGAGAACUAAAAACCGACACAAUCUGACAUUUGUGGACGUGGACUUAUGAAGUACUUUAUGAGCUUUGGACUCAAAGUACCUGUUGUAUGUGUUUAUUAGUUACUUAAAUGCUACUUGUUUGGGCCAUCAUGUUAUUUACUGUAAAGCAUGGUCCAGGCAUUUGCGAACUCCCUGGUCCUCGGACACAUAAUUUAGAUGAAAAAUUUAUGACCUCUGUUAUCUAUACAAUGUUCUAUUAUUAUUAUUAUUAUUAUUUUGAGAAGGAUAAGGGAGAGACAGUGUGGAUUGUGGAAUAACGUGUUAAA